This is a messenger RNA of Pimephales promelas (fathead minnow), 1008 nucleotides long. NCBI's taxonomy places the organism in Eukaryota, Metazoa, Chordata, Actinopteri, Cypriniformes, Leuciscidae. The record is from RefSeq and is a predicted model, not a curated record.
CAAGUGAGAGUUACGACAGACUAGAGGCAACUUCCGACUCGCGUUGAACACGGCGUACAAAUCGACACAGAAACCAAAUACGUGUCGACAGCAUCCACACUCCGGACACAUACAAGGUGUUUCAACACUGGGUCCAGAAUAGGUGUAUUGAGAAACAUUUGUCGCGGAAGUGCCCAGCCAAACCAACGACUUGGUCGUUUUUUAUGAAUACACACACCAAAGAACAACAGCAAGAGGUCAUGUACGGCAUGGCAGAGAUGCCCGAUCUCAUACCACCGACAGGUGCUUUACAACCCAGUCCGGCGAUCCCGUACGAGCUCGGACAGGCAGGGCGAACCCGACCAGACCUCCUGACCGCCCCGCGGAGAGUGCAGCGAGCCCCCAAACUCGGGCAGAUCGGGCGCUCCACGAGAGUGGUUAUAGAUGACGAGGACUUGGAUGAUAUCAUGAACAAUAACAGAAGCUUCCCGGCGUCUCGGAGAGUGUCACCCGUCGCCUGACUGUGCCAAACGACUGAACCGAACUCAAAUCUCUCUCACAAACACGCCCUCACCUUCACUGUACGAGCUUUUACGGCCUCUUCGAGGGCGAACGAGAGAACUGUGGACUUGCUUCCUGUUCACUUUACGCUUGCUCGUCACUUAACUGAUGAUCCUGAAGGUCUUGAUGAUCUCUAAUGCAACAGGGCUGUAUUUAUUAAAUUUGCACUUUACAUACAUGAAAGCUAACCUCAUCCGGUUGGAUUACUCAUCUCCCAAAGAGGACAUUUUUCCAGUGAAACUCUGUUCACGUGAGAUAUAUUUAUCUCUAAAUGACAUCAGUUAAAUGUUUAGUCACUGUGCCUGCUCUUUUUUUGUUUGUUUGUUUGAAUUGAAUCAAUCUUAAAUGCGUACUGACCGCGACAAACAAUCUCACGUUAGUCAAAAUGUCUUCGACUUCUAGAUGUUUGCAUGGGAAUUAAUGGAUUUUUGUAAAUUGUUUCGGGGGAAUAAAGUAUGCAUGAGUGAC